Cucurbitaria berberidis CBS 394.84 is the source of this 2541-nucleotide messenger RNA. RefSeq lists its product as uncharacterized. The record is from RefSeq and is a predicted model, not a curated record. The coding region runs from base 1 to 2541 and encodes 846 amino acids. The transcript has 2 exons. NCBI's taxonomy places the organism in Eukaryota, Fungi, Ascomycota, Dothideomycetes, Pleosporales, Cucurbitariaceae.
AUGGAUGACUCUGUAUCGGAGCAAUGUCUAGCUUCCAUUACGAACCUGAAGACUAUCUUCUUGAUUCUCUCCAAUCCGAGCAAACAGAAUGGCCGAAUACAUCCUGGAGAUGUGAAUGAUGAGCUGGAGAGAUUUAGUUUAUGGACUGGCAAUAUUGGAGCUAUGCAUCUCCCAGCAUCUCCUAUGUCGAUCGAGUCGCGUCUUUCCGAGUCCAAUGAUGUUUUGAUGCAUAUCCUGGAGUUGCUAAGCGACGUGAAAGAGGUCACUGGAGAGCUCUUGGAGAUAGUUUCUGGACAACGCGAAGGGGGUGCGACUUCCACACCUCACGAUGAUGGCGAGGACGAAGCUCAAAUCGAGGAAACAGAGCUUCUAAAGGAAAUUGGAGCUUGCGUCACACGUCUCUUCAGAAUAUCCAGUCUUAUCCGCCAAGCGACACCCACUGAUCUCUUUGCCAAAGCCUUAAGCCGAACUCGGUAUCAGUUCGAUGACCAGUACGAUGUCGCUCAUGUAGGCGAGAAGUACCCAAAGCUUGCGACCCAUGGGUCCAUAUGCCUCCGAAAGAUACUAGGUCGAGCCAUAACCCGACGGCGACACUACCUUAGCUACAUCCAAGACCACCGCGAGAAGCUUCAGAGCAUACCCACUAAUGUGCCCGAGGUUGUAGCAUCCAAAUCUCAAGUUCCCAAUCAGCGGUUUGCGGCCAUGAAACUACAGCCUGACACUUUCAGCCGGCCAUCUACUUUUAUAACGAAAGCUUCAAGUCUGGCACCGGGUAAUAUCACAACGCAGAUGCUCACUGCAGAAGUAGACUCGAACUCCGAGAGUGAUGCGAGAUCAUAUACAACCAUAUCCAGUUCUGUUCAAGGGGAUCUUGACUCCUCAGCUACUAACAGGAUUCCAAAGCUUGCGGAGCUACAACCAGGGGCUAAGAAAGAAGUGGAAUGUCCGUUCUGCUUUCGAAUAAAGAGAAUCAAGAACGAAAGAGUAUGGCGACGACAUGUUUACUCUGACCUCCGUGCGUACGUUUGCACAUUCCCCAACUGCGACGCCCCGUAUUUCAACGAUGUUAAUGAAUGGUUCCGCCAUGAGAUGCAGAACCAUCGCGUCAACUACACUUGUCGGUUCUGUCCCAGCGAGACAUUCCGGUCGAGUGAGCAGUAUCUCAAUCAUAUCCGGAAUAAACACCCGAGUUUAUUAAAAGACGGUGAAGAGAAAUCCCUUACCGACUUUGCCCGAACUCCACUCGAGAAGAUAUCCGCUCAAGAAUGCCCUUGCUGCUCGGACUGGGUCGAUCGUCUCAAGAAGAGGGCAGAGGUAGCAGAGAUGCUGUCGAACACAUCUGACCACAUGAUUUACGUUGAUCCAAUCAUUUUCAAACGCCAUGUCGCUUCCCAUUUGGAGCAAUUGGCGUCAUUUGCAAUCCCCAUCAAUCUAUCUGGUGGAGAAGACGUCGAUUCGAAUGCGGCCGUUGAACUCGGUGCUGAUCUCCGGAACAGCAGAUCGAACAGUUUUUCCUCGUUGUCAAGUCUAGGCGACCUUGGAGGGAAAUUGAAAAGGACAAUACGGCUCGACGACGAAAUGCGAAAAUCACCGUGUUCCAUGGGAAUGCUGCUGGGCAAAAUUCUGGGUAAAUGGUACACCCUAGAUGGCUCUAAGGCGACCAAGGUCUGUUCCAACUGCUACGACUGCAACUUCGCUCGUACACCGUUUGCCAGUUCAUUCUCAAGGACUGACUACCAGGGAGCCAUCGGUCAAGCUUGCGACUUCAACGAUCCUUGGGUGCGCUUUGCGUGGCUCCUGACUGUGCAGCAGAAGCGACAGUCACUGGAUUUACUUUACGACAUUGACAAGAUUAUUGACAGUGAGCAACCUUGUCCUAGUGAUCGAGCAGUAGGAUUAGGCUCUGAACAUUUAGCAUGGUAUGGCCUUGCCGAGCAAGAGUACGAUUUAGACGUGGCCAAGUUCACAUUAUGUGAACGCGAUGUUAAGUUGGUUGAAGCACUGUUUCCAAGUAUCAUCGGCUACUUCGCCAGACUACCGAAGUCGUCAAGAAACAUCAUAUGCAGUCUCCGCAUCAAUUCUCGUCGUCAUCCUAAGUAUCUCGAACUGCUGGCUGAGUUAGAUGCUGAAGCAGAGUUUCUCGGCAGAUCACUAAACAUCAGCGCCUUCAUUGAGAUGCUCCGUAUGAACGCUUUACGAAGCGAGUGUCCUGGAAACAUACCUUCAGUCAACAGGUUAUGGCACUUCAUGCCCAGUCUUCCUGAGUUCACAGUCUGCGAAGAAUGCUACGAGGAUAUUGUUAGGCCUGUUCGCCAACCAGGAACUUCCACUAUUCCAAGUCGUCUCUACGCCGAUCUCCGAAGCAUUCCUGAUGAAGAUCCAGAGCUUGGAACAAGCUGUUCCUUGUACAGUCCCAACAUGCGUGGCGUCUGGGAGAGAAGCAUUGCCGAGGAGGACUUUGAGUACCUAAAACGAAAGGCUGUAGUACGGAAAAGGUUAGAAGCUCGACUAAAAAGCAUGUGGAGAAGAGCAAAAACUUGA